UAGUUACGGCGCGGUGCAGUCGGCGGCCAUCUUGGCGGUGGAGCCAUGAACGGGUCGAACCCGAAGGCUGUGGCCGCGGGGUCGGCGCCUGGGCCCGGGGGGCUGGUGACUGGCAAGGAGGAGAAGAAGAAGGCGGGCGGCGGCGUUCUGAACCGGCUUAAGGCGCGGCGGCAAGCACCCCAUCACGCGGCCGACGACGGCAGCGGGGCAGCGGUCACCGAGCAAGAGCUCCUGGCUCUGGACGCCAUCCGGCCCGAGCACGUCCUGCGCCUCAGCCGGGUCACCGAGAAUUAUUUGUGUAAACCUGAAGACAACGUCUACAGUAUUGACUUCACCCGCUUCAAAAUUCGAGAUUUGGAGACAGGGACAGUGCUUUUUGAGAUUGCCAAACCCUGCGUUUCAGACCACGAGGAGGAGGAGGAGGAGGGUGGAGACGUGGAUAUCAGUGCCGGGCGUUUCGUCCGCUAUCAAUUCACACCAGCAUUUCUCCGCCUCCGGACAGUUGGGGCUACGGUGGAGUUCACAGUGGGAGAUAAACCUGUGUCAAACUUCCGGAUGAUCGAACGGCACUAUUUCCGGGAACGCUUGCUGAAAAACUUUGACUUUGAUUUCGGCUUCUGCAUCCCCAGCAGUAGGAACACUUGUGAACAUAUCUAUGAGUUUCCCCAGCUUUCUGAGGAUGUCAUUCGUCUGAUGAUUGAACAUCCUUAUGAGACCCGCUCUGACAGCUUCUACUUCGUUGACAACAAGCUGAUAAUGCACAACAAGGCUGAUUAUGCUUAUAAUGGAGGCCAGUAACUGCUGCAGGAGUGCACAGGGGAGGCGCUUUGCUGCAGCCAUGAGGUCCUGGCACACAGAGGUGCUUGAAGCUGCUGUUUUCAACACACGUGUGGAACCUGGCCCCAGGAAGUCAAGGCUGGGGCAGGGGGCAGGUUCCUGUGCUCCAAGGGAAGUGCCACGCAGUGCUGUGUUUUCUUCCCCAGCAUUUUUUCUCCCUCCUUUCCCCCUGCCCCUUAGGUCUCAGAGGUACUGUAGUAAAGUUAAAGAUUAGGAUAAGGCUCCUGGAAUCCAGAUAACAAGGAAAGCGUAUUUUCCCAUAGUUAUAGCUGGCUGCUGGUUGCACUGAUGAGCUUCCAUCUCUCUGGGCAUAGCUGUGCUCAGGUGAGACGGCCCCAGCCGGGCCGCUUGCAGGUUAGCAGCCCUUCUCUCAGCUGCUAGGUGCAGUGGGAGGCUCUUUCCAGGCAACUCCUCCUCUUGCUUCUGGAGCCACCAUCCGCACAGCCUGUCCUCAGCCUGUGCCUAGUCCUCACCAACUGGAACAAGCUGGAAGAGGGGCUGCUGCCAAGAGGUGGAGGUUUGAUUCCGGGGAUGGGCAGUGCCGCCAAACUGAAAGAUGCAUUUUUGGGGGUGCCCUGCUCACCUGUGUGACUUCCAUGGUCCACUUCCAGGGUCCGCAGCUGGUGUCUCUGGGGUAGACCGAGGUUUCAGCCUGGCAGUGCCUUCCUCUUCUCAUUCGGGAGGAAACGUGAGUUCGCUCUGCUUCACCCGGCUCCUGACUUUGGAGUCGCUCCUCAAACCGAAUGUGUCCGUUUUGUUCAUGGAACAGUAGUAUCUUCCAAGGCCAGAGCAG
Trichechus manatus latirostris (Florida manatee) is the source of this 1630-nucleotide messenger RNA. It is a transcript of the gene UNC119B, whose product is annotated as unc-119 lipid binding chaperone B. The transcript has 5 exons. Gene Ontology annotation, biological process: nervous system development; lipoprotein transport; cilium assembly. Gene Ontology annotation, molecular function: lipid binding. The record is from RefSeq and is a predicted model, not a curated record. NCBI's taxonomy places the organism in Eukaryota, Metazoa, Chordata, Mammalia, Sirenia, Trichechidae. Gene Ontology annotation, cellular component: cilium. Bases 46 to 798 code for a protein of 250 amino acids.